Molecule: messenger RNA, 1418 nt
Organism: Otolemur garnettii (small-eared galago)
Lineage: Eukaryota; Metazoa; Chordata; Mammalia; Primates; Galagidae
Gene: ASAH1
Product: N-acylsphingosine amidohydrolase 1
Exons: 14
Coding region: 3-1190 (395 amino acids)
Biological process (GO): fatty acid metabolic process
Cellular component (GO): lysosome
Molecular function (GO): fatty acid amide hydrolase activity; N-acylsphingosine amidohydrolase activity
Source: RefSeq, a predicted model, not a curated record
AGAUGCUGGGCCAGACUCACCUCCGCUUGGUCCUGCUGACUGCUGCCGUCACCUAUACAGUGGCGCAACACGCACCGCCGUGGACGGAAGACUGUAGAAAAUCGACCUAUCCUCCCUCUGGACCAACCUACAGAGGCCCCGUUCCAUGGUACACCAUCAAUCUCGAUUUACCACCCUACAAAAGAUGGCACGAACUGAUGGCCGACAAGGCACCACAGCUAAAGGUUAUAGUGAAUUCCCUGAAGAAUAUAGUAAAUGCAUUUGUGCCAAGUGGAAAAGUUAUGCAGAUGGUGGAUCAAAAGUUGCCUGGUCUACUUGGCAACUUUCCUGGCCCUUUUGAAGAGGAAAUGAAGGGAAUUGCAGCUGUUACUGAUAUACCUUUAGGAGAGAUUAUUUCAUUCAAUAUUUUUUAUGAAUUUUUUACCAUGUGCACUUCAAUAAUAACAGAAGAUAAAGAAGGUCAUCUACUACAUGGGAGAAACAUGGAUUUUGGAGUAUUUCUUGGGUGGAACAUAAAUAAUAAUACCUGGGUCGUAACUGAGGAACUAAAACCUUUAACAGUGAAUUUGGACUUCCAGAGAAACAAUAAGACCGUCUUCAAGGCUUCAAGCUUUGCUGGCUACGUGGGCAUGUUAACAGGAUUCAAACCAGGACUAUUUAGUCUUACACUCAAUGAACGCUUCAAUAUGGACGGCGGUUAUCUGGGCAUCCUAGAGUGGAUUUUGGGAAAGAAAGAUGCCAUGUGGAUAGGCUUUAUCACUAGAUCAGUUCUGGAAAACAGUACAAGUUAUGAAGAAGCAAAGAACAUAUUGACCAAGACCAAGAUACUGGCCCCAGCGUACUUUAUCCUGGGAGGCAACCAGUCUGGGGAGGGCUGUGUGAUUACACGAGGCAGAAAAGAAUCCCUGGAUAUAUAUGACCUUGAUCCUAAGUAUGGUCGAUGGUAUGUGGUACAAACUAACUAUGACCGUUGGAAAAGUCCCUUCUUCCUUGACGAUCGCAGGACGCCUGCAAAGAUGUGUUUGAACCGCAUAACUCAAGAGAAUAUCUCCUUUGCAACCCUGUAUGAUGUUCUGUCAACAAAACCUGUCCUCAAUAAGCUGACUGCAUUCACAACCUUGAUCGAUGUUACCAGAGGGCAGUAUGAAACUUACCUGCGGGACUGCCCAGACCCUUGCAUAGGCUGGUGAGCACACAUCUGACCCACAGAACGCACCUCAGAGGCCUGAAGACAGGACCUCACACGUGGCCGGCCCGUGCUGCUGUCUAAUCUUCCAAAGACUAAGCCUCAGGACAGGUUCUCACUGUCACAAGCUGGUCUUUCUCUGUAUGUUUGCAAUACACAGUAUUUUUGCCAUUAACAGUUGAUUUUUCUUAUUUACAGAUAACGUCUUUAAGUGAAAUAAGACAAUCAUCUA